Messenger RNA from Gadus chalcogrammus (walleye pollock), 720 nucleotides. RefSeq names its product alkB homolog 6 (gene alkbh6). NCBI's taxonomy places the organism in Eukaryota, Metazoa, Chordata, Actinopteri, Gadiformes, Gadidae. The transcript has a single exon. The record is from RefSeq and is a predicted model, not a curated record. Bases 1 to 720 code for a protein of 239 amino acids.
AUGGAGCAUCAAGAUAAUAUCUCGGAGAAGUUUAAAACAUUUGUUGUACAAGAUGCGCCACCAACGGUGUACUACAUCCCCGACUUCAUAUCAGAGGAUGAGGAAGCCUAUCUCCUGGAACAGGUCUACAAAUCCCCAAAACCAAAGUGGACUCAGCUGUCUGGCAGACGGCUUCAGAACUGGGGUGGACUGCCCCGCCCCAAAGGAAUGCUUGCAGAGAAGAUGCCCGACUGGCUUCAAAAGUACUGCGAUCAGAUUUCCUCUCUCAAAGCUUUCUCGGGGAAAGCGGCCAACCACGUACUGGUGAACGAGUACAAGCCUGGAGAGGGGAUUAUGCCCCACGUGGACGGCCCCAUGUACCACCCCACCGUCACCACCAUCAGCCUGGGCUCACACACCCUUCUGGACUUCUACAAGCCCCUGAGCAGCACCCAGGAGUCUGGGGAACCUCAGACGGAGGAGAGCCGCUACCAGUUCUCCCUGCUGGUUCGCCCCCGGAGCCUUCUGGUCCUGCAGGACCACAUGUACCAGAGCCUCCUGCACGGCAUCCAGCCUCGCUUCCAGGACACCCUGACAGACGCGGUGCGCAACCUGCCCUCUGCUGCUGAGGCUGGGGGAGCUGUGGCGGGCGACACCCUGCCAAGGGGAACCAGGGUGUCCCUCACCAUCCGACAUGUGCCCAAAGUCAUAAAGACUACGUUUCUCUUGGGGAAGAAGUGA